GUUGCUGUUAUUACGCGAGUGAGUUCAGAGACUGUUUUAGCAAAUAGUCUGACGUUACUAAAUGGAAGGUUAUGUCGGGGCUUACGACGAGCAGUCUGACUCUACAAAACAACAAGAGAGGCACUACUAUCUUCUGUCUGAGUUACAGGCACUCGUGAAAGAUUUACCGAGCUCCUUUCAGCAGCGCCUGUCCUACACCACGCUGAGUGACCUUGCCUUGGUCUUGAUAGAUGGAACAGUGUAUGAGAUCGUCCAGGGCCUGCUCGACAUACAGCACCUGACAGAAAGGAACCUUUACAACCAGAGGCAAAAACUGCACGGUGAACACAGAGCACUCAAGCAGGAGUUGGUUCGGAAGCACAAAGAAGCCCUGCAGGCCUGCAAAACGCACAACUUGGCAGUUCUCAGAAUGAACCAGCAGGGGGAGACAGAGGCCCUGGAGCAGCGGGUGAGGGAGGAGCAGAGAAUGAUGGAUGAGAAGAUUGUGUUGGAAAUGGACCAGAAGGUGGUGGACCAGCAGAACACUCUGGAGAAGGCUGGCGUCCCAGGGUUCUACUUAACGACCAACCCUCAGGAGCUGACCAUGCAGAUGAACCUGCUGGAACUCAUCCUCAAACUGCAGCAGAAAGAGGUUCAGUCUGGAAAUAUGUCCUGAAUAAGGGACCUUGGAGGAAGUGGAACCACUGGGUGUUCACAAAAGAAGUGUUACUCUCUCUACUGAUCCUGAAUAUCCUGUUUUUACACAGGCAUCUCUACACAGCUUUCUAACCACGGCAAACAAAGGACCCUUUUCUGUAAAGGCAGAAAUGGAUCUUGUGUGUACUAAGGCUACUUGCACAACUCAUUGUGACAAGGAUAUGAGUUUGUAAUGAUAUGCAGAAAUAGUAGUCUAAUUUUAUUAUUUUGAGUUGGAUGUUAGAGGAGGUUAAUGGAAUGGUGGAAACUGGUGCGGAAAAGUCUAAGACAAAGGUAACUUUUUGGUUUGUAUGCGUUUUCAGUGAAGCAUUAGGAAGACAAGCAAAAACUUUUUUUGUAACAAGUACUGUUAGGAAACGAAUAAGGCCAGAAAAAUAUGUUAAAAGCAUUUUUCUUAUUUGUGAUGUAUAAUAAUGUAAAUCUACACUAAUAAAAACAAUUGUGUUGAACAGAAA
Molecule: messenger RNA, 1151 nt
Organism: Anguilla rostrata (American eel)
Lineage: Eukaryota; Metazoa; Chordata; Actinopteri; Anguilliformes; Anguillidae
Gene: dgcr6
Product: DiGeorge syndrome critical region gene 6
Exons: 6
Coding region: 62-655 (197 amino acids)
Source: RefSeq, a predicted model, not a curated record